AAACAACAUAUAAACCAGUAUGAGUUUGAGCGGCGAGUCAAUAUUGAGCGAAAUAAUUAAAUACUAACUCUAUAUUGGUUCUAAAGUUCUAUGCUAACUUAACUAUAUAUCGAUUUUAAGUGACACUGGUUAUAAUGAACUUAGAAAUAAUACUGGGGAGGUAUAUUAAGACCACAUAUUCAGGUCUGAUAUUAUUGUUGGUUAUACCAUGAAAGAACUGAUGUGAAAUGAUCGGACGUAUCGUUCUAAAGUGGUAAUAAUUGGGAGAAUGUUAUUAAUGAUGAUAAACAAUAAACAUCGCCGAAUCAGCUGUAUGAAUAUGGGAUAAACUUAAAUUCAUCCUAUUAUGGAUGGGAUAUCCAGGAGCCAACUGAUAGUUUUGGGAAUAUUUACUACUGAUGUCGCAUAGGACGAUUUUUCUCUUACUGAUAUGCUUAACGCUGGCGUUCAUAUUGUGGGUCAUAUCUGGCAGCAGUGCUGUCAGUAACAAAUACUAUAUUAUGGUAAGUGAUAGUGAUGGCCAUAACACUGACGUUGAUGAUGUACCAAGACAAGCUAACUUUGACUUUAGAAAGAAGAGACAUAGGGAUGAUAAUUCCAGCGUCUGGUACAGCCAAUGUAGGUUUCCUAAAUGCUGUCGUCAGGAGGGAUGUACGGACUUCCCACAAUGCAAGGACCUCUUGUUUCAGUUGUUACAAGAUGCAGUCUGGAUAAUGCGAUCACUUGGUAUACCGUACCAAAUUGUGUAUGGAACAUUGUUAGGAGCCUAUAGAAAUUAUUCCAUUCUACCUUGGACUGCUGAUGUUGACCUCAUCGUGCAUAAAAAACACUGGAAUGACCUGAUCGGCACCCACCCUACGGAGGACCCCUCAAGGAGAUUGCAUGUAGCAGUAGAUAAAAGGGAAUGCGAGGAUGAUAAAACAUGCCAUUGCAUCCGAGCAUGUCACGUUAUAAAAAAUAUUGAUACCCCUCCUGAAAGUUACCCUAACGUGUACAAUUACAAUGCUUAUUAUAUGGACAUUUACACGUAUUUUGAAGCUGGGGACGAUAGCAUUGGUUUAUGCGAUAGGUACUACCAUAAAGAUUGGUUAUUUCCACCUAGAAACUACACCAUAAACGGUAAAUCAUUCCUGGGUCCUAAUAAAGGAAAUGUUUCAUUACAAAUCACUUAUGGUUUGAAUUUCAUGCAUCCGAUAGAAGGCUUAUAAUGAAGGAUUUUUCGCUAGUGAUCAUUUUUAGCUGAAAGAGACUGACCGCCUAUACAUAUUUUAUAAACAGAAUCAAUGCAAAUGGAAUUAAAUGAUUAAACUGGAUUCGCAGAUUUUUAAAAGGAGAUGGAUUCUCUGGAACGGAUUCAACAGGGUGGGAAUCAAGGGCCUUUUUGGUCCUCCUAAAAAUUGCCAUUUAGCCUCUUUUUACAAAUAGGCCUAAUAUAAGAAAAUGUGGAUCUUUUGAAGAAAGUACCCUCAUUUUGAAAACAUAAACACAAAUUUUCAAAAUGUAGCCCUAUGCUAUACCUU
Owenia fusiformis is the source of this 1520-nucleotide messenger RNA. Lineage: Eukaryota; Metazoa; Annelida; Polychaeta; Sabellida; Oweniidae. The record is from the annotation of a GenBank genome assembly.